UAUAACACAAGCGAGAGGAACUCACACAUUGUUGAAAACAAGUACGGUCACUUUCUUCCCCUCGCAGUAAACCCUAAUUCUCCAUCCCCAAAUCCCCUUUCUUCAUCUGAAUUCUCUCGAUUUCGAUCUUCCCAUCGCUAUGCAAGGCGAGGACGAGCCCUCAGGCAGCGCAACGAUGGUCGAAGACGAGAUCUACGCCAACGGUACAAGCGCCGACGACCAGAAGCGCAAUAGACCCAUUAUAACUGGCGAACAGCUCGACAUUGAAGCCUAUGCUAGUCUCUAUUCGGGUCGUACCAAGAUCACUCGCCUUAUCUUCAUCGCUGACCACUGCGGCGCCGAGACUAACCAGACGAUGCAGCUCGAGGCGCUUCGAAUGGCUUACGACGAGAUUAAGAAGGGCGAGAACGCUCUGUUGUUCAGGGAAGUUGUGCCGAAGAUCGACGGUAGGUUGGGGCCUAACUAUGGGAUGGAUGCCGCUUGGUGUGAGAUGGUCGAGCGGAGGGCUGAACAGAGGAAGGAUAAGCUCGAGAAUGAACUCAAUGCGUACAGGACUAAUUUGAUAAAAGAAAGUAUAAGGAUGGGAUAUAAUGAUUUUGGAGAUUUUUAUUACGCUCACGGUGCACUUGGCGAUGCUUUUAAAAGUUAUGUUCGUACGCGCGAUUAUUGUACUACAUCUAAGCAUAUCAUUCAUAUGUGCAUGAGCGCAAUUCUUGUCAGCAUAGAGAUGGGCCAGUUUACACAUGUCACGAGUGUCAGCAAAGCAGAAUAGACCCCGGACGCCCUUGAUGCAAUUACUAGCGCAAAGCUUCGCUGUGCUGCAAGAUUGGCUCACUUGGAAGCAAAGAAGUACAAACUUGCUGCUCGCAAGUUUUUGGAGACAGGUCCUGAAUUAGGAAGUCAUUAUAACGAAGUUAUCGCACCUCAGGAUGUUGCAACGUAUGGUGGUCUUUGUGCACUUGCAACCUUUGACCGCUCAGAGCUUAAGUCCAAAGUUAUAGACAAUGUCAACUUUCGAAAUUUCUUAGAGUUGGUUCCUGUAGUCCGAGAGCUGAUCAAUGAUUUCUACUCAAGCCAUUAUGCAUCAUGCCUGGACUACCUUGGGAAUCUUAAGCCUAACUUAUUGCUUGACAUUCAUUUACAUGAUCACGUCGAGACGCUUUACGAUCAAAUACGCCACAAGGCUCUCAUCCAGUACACACUCCCAUUUGUGUCUGUUGAUCUCCACAUGAUGGCUAAUGCUUUUAAAACAAGUAUUGCUGGUCUUGAGAAAGAGCUUGAGACACUAAUCACUAAUAACCAAAUCCAGGCAAGAAUUGACUCACACAAUAAAAUUCUUUAUGCUCGGCAUGCGGAUCAGAGGAAUGCAACCUUCCAAAGGGUCUUACAGACAGGGAGUGAGUUUGACCGUGAAGUCCGAUCAAUGCUACUGAGAGCAAAUCUUAUCAAGCACGACUAUAACCAACGAGGAGGAUCUAGAAAAAUUUGAUCAUUUGAAUCUUUUGGGGCUGGUAUGGCCUUGUUUUUCUUCUUCAUUGGCUUUCAUUGUUUUAGCCAUGAGAAGGUUUGGAUAGAGUCAAGACUUAAAUUAAAAUUGGAAGUUCCAUGUGAGGUGGAUUGUUAAAAGCAAGGAGGUAGAAAUUCAUGCAACAAUUAACACAUACUGCUUGCUGGCUGCUGGUUUUGUAAAUACUUAUUUUUCUCAGAUGCAGUUAUUGAUUCUUCCAGUUUUUUUUCCUUACAGAUUCCAGGGAAACAUGUUUCUGACUUUGGCUGUGAGUUGAAUAUGCAAAGUAAUGAGAAUUUCUUCAUUGUUGCCUCUUUUAGAAUUCUCGAGACAAUCAAUUUCUCUUGAAAUACAAUAGCUCUCCUUUGGAUGUAGAGCUUUCCUUUUCCA
Messenger RNA from Benincasa hispida (wax gourd), 1897 nucleotides. The record is from RefSeq and is a predicted model, not a curated record. NCBI's taxonomy places the organism in Eukaryota, Viridiplantae, Streptophyta, Magnoliopsida, Cucurbitales, Cucurbitaceae.